Messenger RNA from Parasteatoda tepidariorum (common house spider), 1776 nucleotides. Its product is annotated as phosphoserine aminotransferase. Gene Ontology annotation, molecular function: pyridoxal phosphate binding; O-phospho-L-serine:2-oxoglutarate transaminase activity. Gene Ontology annotation, cellular component: cytoplasm. NCBI's taxonomy places the organism in Eukaryota, Metazoa, Arthropoda, Arachnida, Araneae, Theridiidae. The record is from RefSeq and is a predicted model, not a curated record. Gene Ontology annotation, biological process: L-serine biosynthetic process.
GACUCAAAAGAUAAGUAAUUGACAGCUGAUAUAAAAUUACUUAACACCCGGCUUCUACCUCUUCUUUUUUCUCCGUGGUUCUCCGCUAGCAUCCAUUUUUACGCUUCGCAGUAAGCUGUUGCGGGUUUUACAAUCUAAUAUUUUUCGGCGUGCCUUCAAAUAUCAAUUUUCAGUAAAAAUGCCAUCAGAAAAAGUAUUGAAUUUUGCUCCAGGCCCCGCAAAAGUGCCAGAAGAAGUACUUCAGCAAGCACACUCUGAGUUUUUUAAUUACAAUGGGGAAGGUAUUAGUGUUGUAGAACUUACACAUAGAAGCCCAACUUAUUCAAAAAUAAAUGACGAUGCUGAAGCUGCUCUGCGAGAGCUAUACAACAUUCCUGCAAAUUAUAAAGUUAUCUUUCUCCAAGGAGGAGGAACUGGACAGUUCAGUGCUGUCCCUUUGAAUCUUUGUUCUUCUCCUGAUGAUGUAGCAGACUAUAUUGUAACAGGUACCUGGUCUUCAAAAGCAGCUCAAGAAGCAGACAAAUACAUUAAAGUUAACAGAGUUGUACCCAAAACUUCUGUAUAUACAGGAAUUCCAGAAAAAUCAGAGUGGAAACUUUCAAAUAAUGCAAAAUAUGUAUAUUAUUGCGCUAAUGAAACAAUUCAUGGUAUUGAAUUUGAUUCUGUACCUGAAACUAAUGGUGUGCCUUUAGUAUGUGACAUGUCUUCAAAUGUGUUGACUAGAUCAAUUGAUGUGACAAAGUUUGGUGUAAUAUUUGCUGGUGCUCAAAAGAAUGCUGGUAUUCCCGGUGUGACAUUUGUGAUUGUAAGAGAAGAUUUGUUAGGCAAAAGUAUGAGAAUAUGUCCAACAGUCUUUGACUACAAAAUAAAUGCUGACAAUAAAUCUCUGUACAACACACCUCCCACUUUCAGUGUCUAUGUCUUAGGACUUGUAUUCCGAUGGGUAUUAUCUAAAGGAGGCAUAACUGCAAUGAAUGCUGCUAGUGAUUUAAAAUCUAGUCUUGUGUAUGAUGUAAUAAAUUCUUCUGAUGGAUUUUAUCAUUCUGCUAUUAAUCCCUCAAAUCGAAGUCGCAUGAACAUUCCUUUUAGAAUUGGUGGACCCAGUGGAAAUGACGAUCUUGAGAAAAAGUUUUUAGAUGAAGCAAAAAGUCACAAAAUGAUUUCUUUAAAAGGACACAGGUCUGUCGGAGGAAUAAGAAUUUCUUUAUUCAAUGCAGUUACUCUUGACGAAACCAAGGCACUGGUUGAACUAAUGAAAAGCUUCCAAGCAAAGAAUCAGUCAUGAAAAAUUCAGAGAGAAUUUAACAAAUAUAUUCUACUAUAGCCUUAUAGAUAUUUUUAUGCCUAUAUUUGAAUUAUACACUUUACAAAUUUAUAUAAUGUCAUAUUUUUUUUAUUUAAAUCUGCUUUUUAUUUUUACAUAUUUUUUAAACAUUAUUUUAAAGUAAUGGACUACUCUAUUUGAAAUUGAAAUCAAUGAUCCAAAAUUUGCAUGAAUUAUAAUCAAACUUUUGAUUUGCUCAAUGCUUUGAAUCAAGAUUAAUCUUUUAAAUUAUCCUAUUUCAAUCGGAAUUGCUUGAUAUAAUGAAUUCAUUACUUCAUAACUGUAUCAGAUGUAAUCAAUGUAAUUUUAGAUUUUAGCCAAUGUUUAGCAUUUUUCAGAUUUCUCUUAUCAAUAGCCUUUUGAUGCCAACAUUGUUGUUUUAUUUUGUAAACUUUAUACUUGUUACAUAUAUUGUCAAGUCUUUUAUCGUCAAUAAAGGACACUACUGAAUG